AUGAGCAGGGAGGCAUUGGCAGCUAAGGAUGUCGCGGAGGCAGUCCCCGAGCUCGGCAUGGUGGACGACGUGGUGCGUGCUUUCUCCGAGCACAUCAGCCGCAGCAGCGUGGAUUACACCAAGUUUCAGAAUCUGCAGUGCGUCUACUGCCAGACGAAUCUGGAGGCGCAGGGCAUACACGACGUGCGCUGGCUCUCCCGUGGCGAGGCGAUCCAGCGGUUCCUUGACGUUCUGCCUGCAGCCAUCGUCGUGCUGAAGGAUUACAAGAAAGACUUGUACGAGACGUGGAUGCGCCUGAAGAUGCGCUACAUCGACAGGUCCCCUGGUCACUUCUUUGGCAGCGGAGAGAAGAUGCAGCUGCCUGACUUCAUCAAGGCUCACCAGAAGCUGGAUAAGCGUGAAAUGAAAGCGGAAGGCGUGGACGCGGAUGGCAACGCCGUCUCCUUCGAAUUCACCCUGCACGAACGCCCCCUGCCAGGCCAUGAGACUGAGGGUGAUGUAAACGCGUGCUUUGAGCUUUCGCUCAAGUUCAUCCGCAAAGUGGACGAGGAGCUAGAGUGGCGCAUGCGCGACCUCAACCUCCUGGAAGGCGCCAAGCUGUUUCGGACGGCGUCGUAUGUGUCCGAUGACACCAAGCGGCUGGAGUCCUUCAGGAAGUGGCUUGGCCAGCUCCACAAGCUGUACAACCACAAGCUGCCCGGUAAGCGUGAUUGUCUGAUGUGUCGGGUAUUUGAGAUUGACUUGCCGGCAACAACUUAG
Molecule: messenger RNA, 759 nt
Organism: Closterium sp. Naga37s-1
Lineage: Eukaryota; Viridiplantae; Streptophyta; Zygnematophyceae; Desmidiales; Closteriaceae
Source: the annotation of a GenBank genome assembly